Messenger RNA from Pyricularia pennisetigena, 2670 nucleotides. RefSeq lists its product as uncharacterized. The transcript has 2 exons. Gene Ontology annotation, cellular component: Sin3-type complex. NCBI's taxonomy places the organism in Eukaryota, Fungi, Ascomycota, Sordariomycetes, Magnaporthales, Pyriculariaceae. The record is from RefSeq and is a predicted model, not a curated record. Bases 1 to 2670 code for a protein of 889 amino acids.
AUGAGUUCCCAAGCUGCAUCGAGCUCGGGAGGCUCACGCUGCAAUGUUGUAUUUGCAGAUCCUGUGGCUUUUGGCUACCUGGCCGAAGAACCAGGCGUUACGGUACUUGAGCGGAGGGCGGUGCUGCCUGGCUACGAACUAUACCUCGUCGAGCAGUGGGCUUGCUCACGGCGGUCACCCACCCUGGUCAUCGUGACUUACACGGGGGAUCCCAAACAUUCGGUCAAGGUCGGCGUCCUUUCCAUCCCUGCAGUCGAGUCCGAUCGCUCGCCGGCACUCCGGCACUACUUUAAUGCCAUCCAACAAUAUCAUGCCAGGCCAAGAGAGACACCUCUGGGGGAGCUCAUGGUCACCAACCUGAGCAGCUUCCCUUCCGCGCUGACUGUCAUUCCCGUGCCUGAGGGCGAUCUGCGAAAGCACCGAGAGAUUUUUAUUGUCAAUGAGAACCUAAAGCGCUUGGGAUGCUCUGGACGCUCGGGCCUUACGCUCUCAGAACCGUCGCCAGCGACACAGGCCAAAUUUCUGCAACUGUACAAAACAUGCGAUCGGAUACCCUUAUAUCAAGCCGUUGUAGAACUCGUCAAAGUCUGUCAGGCUGCCCUGUUCCUAUUCGGCAAGCUCGAGCAGGAGUUCAUCGAUGGCUUGCUCUGCGACAUGACUGAGACAGCCAUAAGCAACUGGUGGAUCGAAAUUGGAUCUGAGUACUUUAAUAUUGAGCCGUCGGACGGAAUAUUAGGGCCUACGACCGUUGCAGCCAUCCUGGGUACCUUGAUGGGGGCUCGUAACCGCCUGCACUGGUGGGGAGCUGCGGUUGGCAAGGAUGUUUUCGACAUAGACAGCACCAAAAGGGGCAUUAAUCAGUUUCAAAAGGCUAUGAAACUGGAGCGAACUCGCAGGCUGGACCGCCCAACUUUGCUGAAGCUUCACAGCGUCACUGCGAAAGCUGCCGCAGGUGAAGGUGGCUGGGGGGUCCAGAGGGCAGUCAAAUCUACUGUGGCAGAGAUAGGGGGCAAGCGCGGUGAGAUUGUGAUGGGUUUUGUAUCUGGCGGCCGCGACAAGGGGAAUAUUGCCGACAUUGAAACGCUCGACAUCGAUAAGUUUAUUAGUCUAGCGUAUGGUGAACGGGCAAAGUGGUUGUGGCAUGGGAAGCCCAAGAGAUCCACCUCUGACCACCCAAACCAUCAGCUUUCGGACGCUGUCAGCGGUUCAGCGUUCGGGAACAGUAAGGAGAACCUGUCGCUUCCGUCGAAUUCGUCCGCUCAACUGCAACAGAUACCCCAACAAGACCAGCAGCGAGUGGAGGCAAGACGAGCGCAAACCCUACCACCCGCAGAUGAACUAGUGCUCAGGUCCAAGGACGAGUCGGCGACUGUUGAUACAACUCAUUCGGCUCCACCAGGGUCGGCGGAUAGCCCACCAGGCGACAGGGAUGCACUGAGGAAGACGGUCUUUAAGAGAGUGGGCGGCAAGGUGAACGAUGCAAGAUCAGGAAUCGGCAGGACUAUUCGCGAUGCAAUCGGUGGUGGACACCGCAGCGGCCAUCAAUCCAAACCUUCCAGGGAUGGACAUGCGUUGCCAGAUGGUGGCAUGACGAGCCCCAGCAUCGCAAGUCUGGCACAUAGCGCCACUAGCAUGGGAAGUCCAGUGCUGGUGGGUAGAGCUUUUACGUGGAAGAACAAGCCAGAAGAAUACAGAGACGCCAUGCGGCUUCCUAGAGAGGCCCAAGGUACUGCAAGCGGAUCGGUCGAAGGGCGUACGAGUAUCCCUGAGGAAGGGCCCGACACCGCUGUUCCAGGGGCACAGUCAGACACGGACGGUCAUCUUGGCGGACAUCAUGUCAUUGAAUCCUCCGUUGCUGAUUCGGUGGCCGAUGAGAGCGACAUUCAUAGCCAUGAUCGUGCUCUUGCGGGCUUUAGGAAAGAUGACACACCCCCAUCAUGGCUCCAGCGUCGCCACAGUCUACAUCUCCCGUUAGGCGAUCGACCCCUUAACGACGCUCGGUGGCCACGACGAAUGUCUUUCAGCGUGGCUGCGGAUUCAGUCUUGUGGUGGGAUCGCAUUGCUGACUUGGCGGUCGAGGCGGAAAUUGUUGGCAACCCUCACGGAUCGGACGGGGCUGUGGAUAGUGUAGGCGAAGAGCAAAAGAUGCCGACACUGGCGACGGCACCCGGGAACGCCGAGCUGGCCCGAGCCAUGUACACACGCAUAGCCGAAAUGAAGCAAACACUUAUGCCCUGGACAGAGGACAAAGUCAAGGCGGUUGCUCUAGUCGACGGCGAGCUUGGAAGGCAACAGGACGAGGUGGCGUCUUUGCUGGACCAGUUCCGCGAGGCAUACGAGGCCAUGCGGCGGCAGUCGGUCGAACUGCUCUCUGACGAGCGGGGCCAGCUGACGGAAGCUGUUCGGGAUGUUGAAGGCCUCGCGCAGAGGCUCGACUACGAGAUCAACGCGCUUGCCUCCAAGAUUGCCGACGUCGAGGACGGGGUGCAAGAGUUUGAGGUCCAGGUAGAGAUGGUCGAGGCGAAAGCCGAGGAGCUCAAGACGCAGCUCGAGACAGAGACCUGGGUGCACUGGGUCAUGAGGAAAUUGACUGGCAUCGGCACCGGGCCCAAUAUUCUCGGCGGCCAGGUGCCUGUCGGUGGCCUGGAAAGGAGCCCCGUCUCCAGCUAG